Messenger RNA from Kogia breviceps (pygmy sperm whale), 1980 nucleotides. The record is from RefSeq and is a predicted model, not a curated record. NCBI's taxonomy places the organism in Eukaryota, Metazoa, Chordata, Mammalia, Artiodactyla, Physeteridae.
UGGGGAGAGGUGGUUAGGGCUCAGCUCCUGGGUCCCUAGAACCCCAGUUACCCGAAGACGGUGGCAGUGAGCUUUCCCACCCUGACAACAUAGCAUACAUGCGAGUUCAUACACCCCAGCUGGUCGCGUAAAGGGAGGCAAUUGCUCUACGACGCUUCUGUCUCUGUGUCUUUUUCUCUUUUCUCCUUCAGCACCUUUUCUGUCUUACCUCGACUGUUUACUCCAUUCUCUUUGUCUCCAUCACAGCCAGAGACAGAAUGUGACCUCCUUGGAUGGCUACCCCAGGUAGGCAGGGGAAGGAAGUCUCUCAAACCCCCAAACUUAGCCAACUGACUUAUUCUAUUCUGAGCCAGGUGUAAGAUAAUGCCCGGUUUCCCUGGCCUCCAAACACUGUUCCAGGCUAACCACAACACAACUUGGAGAAACCAACUUGAAGAAACCACCCAGGACUAGAGCGGCUGGGGCAGCUUUAGUGCUGUUGGUCUAUCUGUCCUCAUCCUCUUCCCACUAUACUGUGGAGGGAGACAGAAUCAGGGCCCCCAAGACCUGCCAGCUCCUGGGUGGCUCUAGGGGUGUCAGGGAAGCAUUACAGAUGCCCUCAUUCUUUCCUGGACCCUCCUGGUCCCACCUGUGAACACUCCCACCAGCACUUUGCUGGAGGUCUGUCUGCCUGUCCCAUGGUGAGUCCAUCCUCCCACUUCUGGAUCCCCCUCAAUCAGUCUCUGAGUCAGAGUCUGAAAGGCCUCUCCCUUGGACCAGCCUAAAGCCCAAAGCAUGAUGAUGUCCCGUGGGCCAGGGUCUGACCCCUUGAAGUGGAGAGUGGAUGAGCAGAAAUGCCCCUGUUGCCCAACAAUUCUCUUCCCAGCCGAGCCGGGAACUGCCGUAGGGAGAGAGAUUGGGGGCGGGGAGAGUCUGAUGAAGCGGCCGGGCUGGGCCAGGCUGGGCUGGGCUGAGCCCUCCCCAGAGAGGGGCGGGACCCCAGGAGGAGCAAGGGAGCAGGGACGCUGGAGAGGACCAGACACUGGAGAGGCGACAUGGCAGGAACCAGCCUCGGAGCCCGCUUCUGCCGGCAGAUCAAGAGACAUCCCGGGCUCAUCCCGAUGAUCGGCUUCAUUGGCCUGGGCAUGGGCAGCGCUACGCUCUACUUGCUGCGACUCGCCCUGCGCAGCCCCGACGUCUGCUGGGACCGAAAGAACAACCCGGAGCCCUGGAACCGCCUGAGCCCCAAUGACCAGUACAAGUUCCUUGCAGUUUCCACUGACUAUAAGAAACUGAAGAAAGACCGGCCAGACUUCUAAGCCUGGCUGCAGAGCACGUCGAUGUAAACCACAACCAGCCAGCCUACUCAUUUCUUCCGCUCUCCCCCGUCCACCCCAGGGCACCACUCUAGCCGCCCUAUCCAGCUCCUGCUUACACAGGCCAGUUCCCACAAGGAGGGGAGGUAGCUCCACCCCCACCCUCUUCCCUUGCUCCCAGCAGCGGAAGCACCUCUGACCCUCAGCUUCAGUCCCACGAGGGGGGAGAGGGAGUUAGGAGGGCAGGCAGUAGCCUGGGCAACCCCAAAGGCCAAUGCCAGCCCCCCUGUCACGCGGGCCUCACAGGGCGUGGUGCACACUACGUGUGGAGCGUGGCCUACGUGAGAGCCAAGACCAAGCAGAGGCCUGAGUGCCAAGUGACGUGGCGGGCCCCACUUUAGCCCAGGCUCUGGGCACCAGCCCAGGGGCAGUGCUACUUUGGCUCAACUGGGCUCGACCAGACUCAUCACUGACAGCCCAGCCAGCUUGGGAUGAGGCACCUACACCCAAGGAGGUGAAGCUUGCUCCUCCCAGUGCCCAAGCCCCCUGCUUCCCGUGCCAAUGGGCACCCCCUCCCGCUUCACACCUGGGCCUCCCCCUGCCUUCCCCACCCCUCCCUGCUCCCCUCCAUCCCCUGGGAUCAAACAGAAGCAGCCGUGGGCAAAAUACAAUUUCAUUUAACAAA